Molecule: messenger RNA, 633 nt
Organism: Pogonomyrmex barbatus (red harvester ant)
Lineage: Eukaryota; Metazoa; Arthropoda; Insecta; Hymenoptera; Formicidae
Gene: TfIIA-S
Product: general transcription factor IIA subunit 2
Biological process (GO): transcription initiation at RNA polymerase II promoter
Cellular component (GO): transcription factor TFIIA complex
Source: RefSeq, a predicted model, not a curated record
UUAUUUCUUCACAAAUAGCGCGAUAGCAGUGCAUCGAAUGCGUGUAUCCGUCGGAGUGUUAAUAUCGAGAUAUGCAAAGGAGUACUGUUGUUUAUUGAUGGUAGACGCUUCACGGUCCGGAAUUAUUACCUUCCACGCUGUCACGAGACAUUUCUUAUCAGGAUGUCGUACCAGUUGUACAGGAACACAACGUUAGGAAAUACGCUGCAGGAAACUCUCGACGAGUUGAUGCAAUAUGGACAAAUAACGCCACAGCUUGCAAUAAAAGUAUUGCUACAAUUUGAUAAAGCUAUUAAUCAAGCUUUAGCAACAAGAGUUAAAUCAAGACUUACAUUUAAGGCUGGCAAAUUAAACACAUAUAGAUUUUGUGAUAAUGUGUGGACUUUUAUGUUGAAUGAUGUUGAAUUCCGUGAAGUUCAAGAGGUUGCGAUAGUAGAUAAAGUAAAAAUUGUUGCUUGCGAUGGAAAAAGUAUGUAUAAUCCUACAAUCUAAUCCAUGAUGUAUUAGAUAUUUAAGUUAACAUUGGAUGCAGAUGGAGCAGCGAAACGAUAACGAAUUUAGCAUUUUAUACAUGCAAAGAAUCUUUCCUAUAUUGUCAAAAGAUAAUUUUAAAAAAUAAGUUUUUGUGAUAAG